Messenger RNA from Adelges cooleyi (spruce gall adelgid), 1445 nucleotides. RefSeq names its product T-box transcription factor T-like. The coding region runs from base 237 to 1094 and encodes 285 amino acids. The record is from RefSeq and is a predicted model, not a curated record. Lineage: Eukaryota; Metazoa; Arthropoda; Insecta; Hemiptera; Adelgidae. Gene Ontology annotation, cellular component: nucleus. Gene Ontology annotation, biological process: positive regulation of DNA-templated transcription; regulation of transcription by RNA polymerase II; cell fate specification. Gene Ontology annotation, molecular function: RNA polymerase II cis-regulatory region sequence-specific DNA binding; DNA-binding transcription factor activity, RNA polymerase II-specific. The transcript is spliced from 5 exons.
CGGUGUGGGACCGGCCGAAAAUUUCUAAAUUUUUACCUGACCUGGUCACUAUCACUGGGCACUCAGGUGUGAACGAGACAACACCAAUGUGAGAAACAAAAACGCGCGUUACUUGUUAAUUGUGUUUUCGUGUAUUGAAUAACACGAUAUCUCGAUACUGCAAUAAGUACAUGUAAUUUGGGUGAAAAUAAAAAAAUCUUUUAAAAAAAGUAAUAACUAAACGCCUCCAAGACGAAAUGAGUUCUUCGGCCGAGCUACAGAACUUGUCUUGGGACAAAGGGCAACCAGUGCGAGCGAGACUGUUGGAAGCACAACUUUGGUCCGAGUUUUUGGCCAUCAACAACGAAAUGAUCGUGACGAAAACCGGCAGGAGGAUGUUUCCGGUUAUCAAAACACAAGUGACAGGCCUCAGUCCGGGAGACAUGUACACGGUGUUCUUGGAGUUUGUACAGGUGGUCGGUCAACGAUGGAAAUACAUAAACAGCGAAUGGUCGCCAACCACCACGUCGGACCCGGCCACCAAGAAUCCAUUUUACAAACAUCCUGAAUCUCCCAACUUUGGAAAACACUGGAUGGAACAACCCAUUUCGUUCGCUAAGAUCAAACUAACUAACAGGCCGGAUAAUCCAGGACAGACCCAUUUGAAUUCUUUACACCAAUACGAGACUAAACUGCAUAUAGUCAAAGUAGGUGAUCCGGAGAACGUUCAGAUAUUUGCAAUGCCUCAGACCAGAUUUAUGGCGGUCACAGCGUACCAAAACGAAGAGGUUACCAAGUUGAAAAUCAAAUACAACCCGUUUGCCAAAGCGUUCAAGGACACCAAAGUAAAAAAUGAGGACAAAGAGAGGAAAGAACACUAUGACGUCUAUCCCACCUCGGCCGUCGCCUAUGAAAACACUUUGAACUUUUCACACGAGACUUAUGCGACCCCAUCCGAGGAUUGGCUGUACCAGUAUGGAAGUCAAAGGGAUGUGCCGAGUAGAUGUCAGUGCACAGCUUGUUACUUCACCAAACCCCAAAAAUUCCACAACCCCGAACAAGACAACACGACUUACCAGCAGGCAGCUUAUAGUUGGCACAAUUUAGGAGGCUGAACAAUAGUCUACAACGAUUGCGACAAGGCAUUUUAAAUUUUUAUGUAACUUAUUUAUACAUACUUUAUUUUAGUCUGGUUAUAUUAUAAAUACAAUGUACAAACAGUGGGACAAAAUCCAGAUUUUUGGAAUUUAGAAAACCUAAAAUUGCUUUGAAGUACGAAUAAUUUGUUCAAACUAUGGGCAACAGCAGUUUACACUAUUCUGUUUUUUAGGAACUUCAAAGAAUUUAGGUUUUUUAUAUCUUUAAAAUCGGAAUUUCGUGCAAUUCUGUGUAUAUAUUAUAAAUUUUUUUUCAAAGUAUGUUAUAUAUUUAUAUUUUGUGUGUGAAUACUCGGGAUAAAACAUCAC